Amyelois transitella is the source of this 580-nucleotide messenger RNA. It is a transcript of the gene CPR45, whose product is annotated as endocuticle structural glycoprotein ABD-4. The record is from RefSeq and is a predicted model, not a curated record. Gene Ontology annotation, molecular function: structural constituent of chitin-based larval cuticle. NCBI's taxonomy places the organism in Eukaryota, Metazoa, Arthropoda, Insecta, Lepidoptera, Pyralidae. Gene Ontology annotation, cellular component: chitin-based extracellular matrix. The coding region runs from base 1 to 573 and encodes 190 amino acids. The transcript is spliced from 4 exons.
AUGAAGUGUGUACUAGCUCUUCUGAUCAUGAUCGGUAUCGUCAGGGCUGACGUCAGCAGUUUUCAGACGCUCCACCCGCAAGGGGCAGCCCUGGUACUGCCUUCUCACCCACAAGUAUUGGUCACCCCACACUCACGUCUUCAACCCCUGCCCAGUCCACUUCCACCACAUCUUCAACUCCGCUCGCAAGAACAACAGUACACCACGGAACCAAUUCCCAUUAUCCGCCAAGAACAAAUCGUAAAUCAUGACGGGUCCUAUAAGUGGAGUUACGAGACCGGCAAUGGUAUUUCGGCAGAGGAGCAGGGCUACGUGAAGAACCAGGGCGUGCCUGAUGCGGAAAUACAGACGGCCCAGGGCCAAUACCAGUAUACAGCUCCAGAUGGACAGGUGAUUCACCUCCAAUAUUUAGCCGACGAGAAUGGCUUCCAACCGCAAGGCUCCCAUCUGCCUACUCCUCCCCCCAUUCCUGAAGAAAUCCAAAAAGCUCUUGACUACCUUGCAACCCUCCCUCCAAGUAACGAGCAAAACACACAAUCGAGGGACAAACAUAUUCCUGUGUUCAUUAAAUAAACAUCCU